GACGAAGAAGAAAGCCUUACAUUUUACCUUAAGGUUUAUAACAGUAAUUAUUCACAGUAGCGUUUUACUGUGCAUCAUAUUAUUUACAUCCUGCAAAGGUCUGACCUGCUAUCGAGUUAUUCUUCGCCUUGAUUGAGUUAAAGGAAAAUGCCCCUAGAACUUCUUGAAGGGAUGUCCAGCAGGAAGAGAAGACCCAACUGGACAGACCAGGAGUGUCUCCUUCUGGCCCAGUUAAUGCAGGAGAAGAAGGAUGUAAUCAGAGGGAAGUGCUGCACUGGAAUUUCAAUACAGGAUAAAAAAUUAGCCUGGGAGGAAAUAGCCCAAACCAUCAACAUUGCCUUUCCACAGAUUCAGCGUACAGUUACUGACUGUAACAAAAAGUGGGAAAAUCUGCUGGCAAAGUCAAGGGAGGAGAUCAAACGACAGAGAAGGCAUGCGGGCACAGAAGGCCUGGUCCUUGAGCAGUUCAGUACUGUGACUCAAGUUGUGAUUUCUGUGAUGAACCUGUCAGACAUGCUGCAACACGAUAGAGAAGACUCGUCAAUGUCAGAGUUCGUGGAAACUCAACAAAACAGCUGUGAUGAAGAUGGAAAUGAGCACACAAUAGAUGGAAGAUUCUCAAACAAACAUCCACUGAGAGAGCUUGAACUCCCCACAUAUUCAGAUCCAUCCACUUCUCCAACAGAACAAAAAGUGACUGUUUUUACUAACAUCCCGAAAUCACUCGCAGGGCAUUUUAAUACUCAUUGUGCUGCUGGAUUUGCUGCUUCUGCAGAACCUCUAGGUACUCCCUGCUCUAUUUCUCCACCCUCGGUGCACUGCACAACUUUGCAAGAGCGAACAGAUUUGGAAAUGUCUGUGCUGAGGAGACAAGAAGCGGUCCUCAAGCUGCAAGAGGAAUAUUACACACUAAAAAUUAAGCUGAUGAGAAGGCAAAUGGGAGAGCCACUUUGAAAAGGACUGAAGAAGCAGCAGAGAACGACCUAUUGUACCUGCAGGCUGGUACCAAUUUGCAGAAUAAAAUCAAUAUUACUCAUAACAACAAUAAAGUUCAUACAGGUGUGUUUAUGAGAGGCCCUGGUAAGCAUUGUUACUCUCGGCAGUUCGAUUCAAUUGCAAACCCACCAUUUGCUUGUGAGAAUUUCAAUAUAUUUUGGAGACAAAUUCGAUUUUAAAGGUGCUAAAUUCGAUAUCCAGAGUAUUCAUUUUGCAUCCAACAACUAUUUGCUAUGUAAAGAUAUAGAGGAGUAAUGUCUCCCUGAGCAGAGAAUGAUGUCGCUCUCCCUCUGUGUGUG
This is a messenger RNA of Sebastes umbrosus (honeycomb rockfish), 1295 nucleotides long. RefSeq lists its product as uncharacterized. The coding region runs from base 148 to 954 and encodes 268 amino acids. The record is from RefSeq and is a predicted model, not a curated record. NCBI's taxonomy places the organism in Eukaryota, Metazoa, Chordata, Actinopteri, Perciformes, Sebastidae. The transcript is spliced from 4 exons.